CAAUGAUGAAAAGAGUUAUAUAGAUCAGUACAGAAUCAUCUCAAAAUGGAUAGAUAACAAGCGGGAGCUGAAAUAAAAAAAAGGGUUGAUAAAGCGCCAGAAACACCGGUGAGUUCUGCAAAGAUGGGAGGUGUUGCUUGGACUGAAGAAGAAGAUAACUUGCUCAAGAAAUGCAUAGAGCAGUAUGGAGAAGGAAAUUGGCAUCGGGUGCCUCAUCUGGCUGGUCUGAACAGGUGCCGGAAAAGUUGUAGACUGAGAUGGUUAAACUACCUUCGUCCCAACAUCAAAAGAGGGAGCUUUACUGAAGAUGAGGUGGAACUCAUUAUCAAGCUCCACAAACUACUUGGCAACAGGUGGUCUUUGAUCGCUAAAAUACUUUCUGGAAGAACAGCUAAUGAUGUAAAGAACUAUUGGAAUUGCCAUCUGAGUAAAAAGCUUAGUGCCCAAGAAACUAACGAGAGAAGUGGGAGAAAUGAAGUGGUAGGACCCCAGACCAGAAAUAUUACCGGAAGCCUAAUGAGCGGGCCCAGAACCCUGCUACAGCCACAACGAGAAGAAAGCAGCAGUUCCAUGCCUCAACCACCGCCAUUGCUACCGCUUGUGAAAGAGGAAGAGAUAACUGCUCUAUGGGUUGAGGGAGCAGGUGAAUUGGGUGGUUUGGGUGCAGAAGAGUUCCGGUUUGAGGAAGGAAAGUUAGAAGGGGGGACCUGUGGCAGUGGCAGCAAAUGGGAGUGGGAUGAUUUGGUCUUGGACAUGGAGCUGUGGAGUGAGUCAUUAUGAAUGUUUAUUUAGGUACUUAAGUGUUAAUGAUGAGAUUAAUAAGUUGGAUCAUGAUAGUUGACUUCAUGAGUGCAAUUUCAUUGUUACUUAUAUAUAAUGCUACAAUGUUUAAAUAUUUUAAUUAAUGCAUUAACAUAUUCUUGGUAGACCU
Messenger RNA from Rubroshorea leprosula, 931 nucleotides. The record is from the annotation of a GenBank genome assembly. Lineage: Eukaryota; Viridiplantae; Streptophyta; Magnoliopsida; Malvales; Dipterocarpaceae.